Alligator sinensis (Chinese alligator) is the source of this 4401-nucleotide messenger RNA. It is a transcript of the gene SOCS5, whose product is annotated as suppressor of cytokine signaling 5. Gene Ontology annotation, biological process: phosphatidylinositol phosphate biosynthetic process; cell surface receptor signaling pathway via JAK-STAT; positive regulation of proteasomal ubiquitin-dependent protein catabolic process. The record is from RefSeq and is a predicted model, not a curated record. Gene Ontology annotation, molecular function: 1-phosphatidylinositol-3-kinase regulator activity. Lineage: Eukaryota; Metazoa; Chordata; Crocodylia; Alligatoridae. Bases 249 to 1859 code for a protein of 536 amino acids. The transcript has 3 exons. Gene Ontology annotation, cellular component: phosphatidylinositol 3-kinase complex.
CGUAUUGGGGCGGGGGGGAAAGGGGGAUGCGGCAGCCUCAAGGAGGGGGCAGCUGGCAGGCUCCUGGCAACCAUGGCAGCGCCUCCCUCACGGGAAUCUCGGCCCUGAGGCAGGGGCGCACCAGGGUGGCCCGCAGCCAGUAAUCAUGUCAUCCACAUCUUGGACAAGGAAUCCAGGAAGUACAUCUUGAGGUAGAGUCUCAAGACAGGACAGAGUGGCUUAUAGGCCUUUUUUGGGUAACACAAUCCAUGGAUAAGGUGGGAAAGAUGUGGAACAACUUCAAAUACAGAUGCCAAAAUCUCUUCAGUCAUGAAAGUGGAAACCGAAAUGAUGAUGUAGCUGUGAAAUCCAGUAGAUGUUUAUCUGUUAAGGAUAAAAGUGUCAAUGUACCUGAUUUGGCUCAGCAGCAACCCAGCAGCCCUUUAAGAGAGAAUGUUGCCUUACAAUUAGGGUUAAGUCCUUCAAAGAAUUCAGUGAGACGAAAUCAGAAUUGUGUCACUGAGAUCCCUCAAAUUGUUGAAAUAAGUAUUGAGAAAGAAAACGAGUUGUGUGUUCCCACAGGAGCUAGACUGGCACGAAGGGACUCUUACUCUCGGCAUGCUCCUUGGGGUGGGAAGAAGAAACAUUCCUCCUCUACAAAAACCCAGAGCUCCUUGGAUAGUGAUAAAAGGUUUGGUAGAACACGCAAUGGCUUGCAAAGGAGGGAGAGAAGAUACGGAGUGAGUUCUAUGCAUGAUAUGGAUAGUGUAUCAAACAGGACAGUAGGUAGCCGUUCCCUGCGGCAGAGACUGCAAGAUACUGUUGGAUUAUGUUUUCCCAUGAGAACUUAUAGCAAACAGUGCAAACCCCUAUUUUCCAGUAAAAGGAAAAUCCAUCUCUCUGAACUAAUGCUUGAGAAAUGUCCUUUUCCUGCUGGAUCAGAUCUAGCCCAAAAGUGGCAUCUGAUCAAGCAACAUACAGCUCCUGUGAGCCCACAUUCAACAUUUUUUGAUACAUUUGAUCCUUCCUUGGUUUCUACAGAAGAUGAAGAAGAUAGACUGAGAGAGAGACGUAGGCUUAGUAUUGAAGAAGGGGUCGAUCCCCCACCCAAUGCCCAAAUACAUACUUUUGAAGCUACAGCACAGGUUAAUCCAUUGUAUAAACUGGGACCAAAGUUAGCCCCUGGUAUGACUGAGCUGACUGGGGACAGCUGUGUGACACCACAGGGAACCUGUGACUCUGAAGAGGACACAACAACCCUCUGUUUGCAGUCACGUAGGCAGAAGCAACGGCAGGUGUCUGGAGAGAGCCAUGGCCAUAUCAGUAGACAAGGGGCUUGGAAAGUGCACACUCAGAUUGAUUACAUACACUGCCUAGUACCAGAUUUACUUCAAAUUACAGGUAACCCAUGUUACUGGGGUGUGAUGGACCGUUACGAGGCCGAGGCACUUCUGGAAGGGAAACCUGAAGGCACUUUUUUGCUCAGGGAUUCUGCACAAGAGGACUACCUCUUCUCUGUGAGCUUCCGUCGUUAUAACCGAUCCCUACAUGCACGUAUUGAGCAGUGGAAUCACAAUUUCAGUUUUGAUGCUCAUGAUCCCUGUGUAUUUCACUCCUCCACUGUUACAGGGCUUCUAGAACACUAUAAAGAUCCUAGCUCUUGCAUGUUUUUUGAACCAUUACUUACUGUAUCCCUGAACAGGACCUUUCCCUUUAGUCUGCAGUAUAUCUGCCGGGCAGUAAUCUGCAGGUGCACUACGUAUGAUGGAAUUGAUGAACUCCCUUUACCGUCAAUGUUGCAAGACUUUCUUAAGGAAUAUCACUAUAAACAAAAAGUCAGGGUGCGAUGGUUGGAACGGGAACCGAUUAAGGCAAAGUAAACAGAAUCCAGAGUCUCCAAUAAGCUUACUAGAACCUGCUUUUUUGUGUGUGUUACAGUUUAACUGCAGCAAGUGCAUCAACAGUGUUUAGCUUUUUUGCAAUACCGUAUUUAAGCCUAGUGUUAGUAUCCUGUCAGAUGCUGCCUGCUGUUAAUCAAACCAAGUUGUGAUGCCUCUUGAAACAAUAAGCAGACACAAAGCUGCACGUUUUUUCAUUAAGGCCAAUAUUAAAAUACUUUUGCUAAUUUCUAAAUACAUUUUCCUUUUUUAUAGCUGUAGUAAUUGAGUGAAGCAACUAUGGGGCAUUUUCUAUAAAGCAUCCAGUGUAAUGCUAAUGAACAAAAAGUUUUAUUGGAUGAGCAUUUCCAAUGUGAUCCUGAGGUCUCUCUUGUUUUUAAGUAACUUUUAAAAAAAUCUAGUCUUUAAGACUAAUCUAUACUUUUAUAAACAAGUUUCCAGAUGCCAGGAAAUAAAGAAGUAUUUUCAAGUGUGAUUCAUUAGCAGCGGAGAAAUCGGUGGGUUUUUUUUUAUGCCAACAACCAAAAUUCCCACUUCUGUUAGUGCAUCAGGUUUCCAAAUUAUGAGCACUUAACUAUGUUGAAUCAGUGGUGUAAUUAUAUUUACAACUCUUUCAGUGUUAAGUGGCACUGUUAGCAAGACUAAUAUUAACGUAACCUUCCAAAUUUAAAAAAAAUCUUGAAUCCAAAGCUAGUUUAAAUUGGACUAUUGCUAUUGUAAAUUAAGCAGUUUAUACUUUUUGACAAAUAAAAUAUAAGAAUUGGUUACCCAACAAACGUUCUAAUUCACAAUGGAAGAUUAUGUUGAACGGUAAAUGAAUAAUGUUUAAUGAAAACUGUAUUUAAUACUGUUUAUAGAGAAAUGCAUCAUAGUUGAAUAAUUUAAUUAAAACUUAUUCAAGCAAGUUAAAAAAAAAAAAAAGUUAGACAAAUAAAUCAAGUUUCAAAGGUACUGUUACUUAUAGAUACUAUAACAUUUUUCCAUUAGCACUUUCUGUAAUAUUUAAUAUUGUGCACUGAUACUAUUUCAGCAGUCUACCUGGGGAAAAAAAAUAAUCUAAUUUUUUUUUGCGUAUUUAAUGUUGGACAGAACUUAAACUGUACUGUCAGACAUUUUUUGCACUAAAAUUUUAUUGGUAUAUGCAGUACCCUGUUUUUAUAUUUUAUACCAGUUGUGAGCUCCCUAGUUUCUUUACCAGUUACUACAGUACGUUACUUACUUCUCUAUGGCAGUGAUUAUGUGAGGUAGGGAACCUUUUGGCUGCAGAUACAAGAAUAAUAACUUUUCUUGUAUGCAACACUAACCCUUCUAUUGAUGUAUUUUUCUGCUUGCUGUGCCUUGUUCUGCCUUUUUGUGCUAAUAAAGUACAGUAUGUUCAGUGUUAUACUUGUAUAUCUGCUCUGUUUUUAUAUAUUUGCAUAACUUGUAGCAGUUAACUGAAUUUUUAAUAGGCUUUUCCUAGUAAUUAGUAGAGUUAACGCACAAAUUCUGUGCAGUUAAAUAUUGGUUUGUCAGAGCACAAUAUCUCUGACUCUCAAAUGUUACAUUUUUUAUGAGAACCCAGACAGUGUACACUGUUGAAUAAUGUUUUGACAGUCACUGAAAAAUAAUUGUAUGUCAUGAAAUUUAAGCAGUUUGAAGUAUUUACAACAUAAAAAAAUAAAUGGCAGAAAAACAGGUAAAGUUUUUAAAGAUACUUAUAGUCCCCUGUAGAGGUUGCUGAUGAUAUUUCAACCUGUAGAACUGAUUUACUAGAUGAAAUCAAUAUUUUGAUAUUCUCUGCUAUAUGAGGAGUAGUUCUUAGGCUGCAUAAAUUGGCAGUGUAGCAACAUCAUUUGUUAAGACCACUUUUAAUAAGCACACACACAUCUAAAAUCCCCAAAUAUUGUGGCUUUUUUUUUUUAACCAAAGAAUCCUGUCAAUUUAUGUCCCUUUUUAGAUCAAAGGGUGGAGGGAUGUGAUUUUUGUUUCAUCAAAUAAUUAUCCCAAACUAAGGUUAAACCAAAGUAUUUGAGAAUUUCAUCUAAAUUUGUUUAACACUGUAUAUGAUUAUACUGGUAGAGAAUAAAUAUUGUGUAUCAGUAAUAGGUCAUCAGUUUUUUCUGGACUUCACAGUGCACCUGAAAAGACAAGUAAAAUUAAACCAAUUAUGUAGUGACUGGAAGAGUGCUAUACAGGAUCGUAUUGAAUGGGGUUAAUUUGAAACACCCAGAAAGCACUUUAAAAUGCAUAUGAUGCUUGUGGAAACUUGGUGAUCCUGUUUUGCAUUUUUUUUGUAGUAACUGAUAUGCUUUUUUGUGUUAUGAAAUAUUUCAACUGUUAAAAUGAACGUUUGUUUAGAACAUGUAUAUACUUCUCACUAAGUUUUAUGUAAGCAUGUGUACCAAUGUGCUAAUAGUCACUUAAGUUCUGAGGUGUGUGUGUGUGUGUGUGUCAUUGAAUAUGCAACUUCUGGUUUAAAAUCUGUGCUAAGCCUAGCUGCUUACAUUUAAAAAAAAAAAAAAAAAAAAAAAAAUCACCAGCA